Messenger RNA from Fomitopsis serialis, 1863 nucleotides. RefSeq lists its product as uncharacterized. NCBI's taxonomy places the organism in Eukaryota, Fungi, Basidiomycota, Agaricomycetes, Polyporales, Fomitopsidaceae. Bases 1 to 1863 code for a protein of 620 amino acids. The record is from RefSeq and is a predicted model, not a curated record. The transcript has 5 exons.
AUGACAUCUCAGCCUGCAUUUCGUUCGAUCUACGGCACGACCCCAGGACUUCUCGAUCCGACACAACCAGCACGUCUUCAUCGCAUCUCGGGAUCAACACUUUCGUUCGCAUCUUUCCACCCUCUCACUGCAUACCCUAGAGAGCAGAACCUAGAAAACCUGUCUCUUGACGACGAACCAAUACGCCCGAAGCGCAUCGUGAUAGAGACAACUCCUGGACCAGAGGGCACGAGUUCCUGGCGCUUCGUCCCUCGUGCACGUUUGGGACAUGGAGUGGACAGUGAGGGGAGUUGGCCUAGGCUGGUCAAUAUCUGCGGGGAGAUCAUAUAUUGCUCGCAAGAUCAGUGGGAUAUACACAAACUCGACACUACGGGGUACGAGUGCUUCGUCCCAGCACCACCAAAUAUACCUACCAUUUCUCGCAAGAAAGGAAAAGAGAAGGCGGCAGACAAUGAACCGGAGCGACACACCAUGGAUGAUACACGUCCCACUCACAAAUCGAAACGCCGCCUCUCGACGCCCUCCGAUGACGAAACCCCACGACACUCUCGCUCUGGCGAUAUGAGCGAACUUGGAAGCGAUCCUGCGCAUCCCAUACCUGUUGAUGACGAGGAAGUUGAGGUGGAAGACCUGCUGGGCGAAACCUCAAGAGGGGGCUCCAUGCCGCCUGGCAACCAUAAAUCGUCAAGCAGAGCUGGCACGAAGCGAGGAACCAGGAAUACGACAGAUUCUCGACGCCAGUGGCGACGUGAGAAUGCCGCUUCCCAGACCAAACCCCCAAGUAUUGUCUCCGACGACGUACAGGAAAUCGACAUGGUGGACCUGACUGCAGAUGAUCACAAGAACGGCCAGUCGGAAUAUGUACCGUACUCAAAUACCGCAAAACGGAAGAGUAAGCCACAAUGCAAUGCCACAGAUGUCGGGUGCUUAGCGCGCUUUGUAGUCUCCCCUGAACCUCGAGAGUCAAGCCCCAACAGACCUGGAGACUCCGCCGCCUAUUCUUCAGAUGAUGCAGCGAAUCCACCGAGAAAACGGCGUCGCACAGUGCCGCCUGAGGCGUAUAGGCAGGCGUUUGACACCAAACGUACCGAGCGGGAGCGGCGCAGGAUGGAGAGCUUCAGGGCUCGAUUUGACAGCAAGAAGACGUCGUGGCACGACAAGUUCUUCCGCGAUCUCAUGGCAGAAAUUCCAGAAGAAUUCGGAAGCGGAGGAAACACGCAUGGGCCAGAAGAUCCGCCUGACCAGGCCCAACAAGCCCCGGGGGAUGCUACGCCGGGCGAGGAAGCGCUCCGUCAAGCUGCGAUCGAAGAAUCUCGGCGGAAGCUCGCUGAGCUCGAGAAGGACAAGCCCCUGUGGGAAGACGCUGCCCGUAGGCGCAUGGAAGCGGAACGCGCGGAAGAAGAGAGGAGACGAGCGAGGGCUGAGUAUGAACAGGAGCAGCGCCGUCGACAGCAACAGCAGCAGCGGUGGUCUUUUGGGCCUUGGACGACAGCGCGCGCUCUGGAACGCUACAAAGUGCUCAGCGAGGCAUUUGAUAACGCGAAGUUCACAGAGGACAACCCGGCUACGUUCGAUACCAUCCCAUGGCCUGUCCUGCAGUCGCCGGCGAUGCUCUCGAUUGAGGACAUUGACUGGAAUGCUGUCGAGGCGUUCUUCAGGUCUGUUCGGUCUUACAUGCGACCGCAAGAUUACAAGGCCUUCGUGCAAGAGAGUCACAGGCGCUUCCAUCCGGACCGCUGGAGGGCAAGAGGAGUACUGCGAAAUGUAUCCGAAGAGGAGACUCGUAGCUGCCUGGAGGUGGCAUCAAACACUGUAGCACAAGCUCUGACACCGUUGUGGCGCGAGGUCGUCAAGGGUGGAUGA